GCAGACACACGCUUCCACUUGUUCGUCCAGACGGUCCAUCUCUAAUAUUUAUCGCACAAUUCGCAGACAAAGCACUGUUGCUCUGUGACCGGGCACUGUUUCAUGCAUGGGCAAUGCUCCUUCUGUCAUAACCGGACAAGUCGUCGUUAAUUGCGCCUGCCUGUCGAAUCUGUUCCGUGGGUAGUCGCCAUGGCCCUCGAGCUUGCCGAUAACGACAAGUACGAGGUCAAAGAGAUUAUUGGUCGUGGUGCAUUCGGGAUCAUUCGCAAAGUUCGUCGGAAGCAAGAUGGCCAUAUUUUGUGCCGCAAAGAGAUCAACUAUCUCAAGAUGUCUCAAAAGGAACGCGAUCAACUACAUGCGGAAUUUUCCAUCCUGGCCUCCCUCAGUCACCCCAACAUUGUCGGAUACUUCCACCGCGAGCAUCUCAGACAGACCCAAGAGCUAUACCUGUAUAUGGAAUAUUGUGGUGGUGGUGAUCUGGGCUGUGUCAUCAAAGAACUCAGACGUAAGAACGAGUACGCCAAGGAAGAGUUUGUCUGGAGGAUUUUCAGCCAACUGGUCACGGCUCUGUACCGUUGCCAUUAUGGAAUCGACCCGCCCGAGCCUGGAAGUGAUUUCUCUCGACAGAACGACACCCGACCUCUCAACAAAGGCAAAAUGAUUCUGCACCGAGAUCUCAAGCCAGAGAACAUAUUCCUGGGAGACGACCAGUCAGUCAAGCUCGGCGACUUUGGACUGUCGAAGAUCAUGCAGUCGCAUGAUUUUGCCUCGACUUAUGUUGGAACACCCUUUUACAUGUCACCAGAGAUCUGUGCGGCCGAGAAAUACACUCUGUAUUCAGAUAUAUGGUCUCUAGGAUGCAUCAUGUACGAACUCUGCACCAAGGAGCCCCCAUUCAACGCGAACUCCCACCUGCAACUCGUUCAGCGGAUCCGAAAGGGAGACUUCAAACCUAUUCCAUCCGUCUACUCGAAGGACCUCGCAAAUGUCAUCGCGAACUGUCUCAAGACAAAUCCAAUGCACCGGCCGGACACGAGCUCACUGUUGACUGUACCUUACGUGUGGCUCUCGCGGAGACAGCAAGAGAUGGUCACCAUAGGAAAGACAUUGAAGACCAGGGAGGAGAUUGCAGACUACAAGGUCAGACAAGCUGAAGAAAGACUCUCUGCACUCGAAGCAGAUAGAGCUGCGUUGAAGGUAGAGAUUGAUGCCCAGCUCCGUCGCGAGUGGGAGGUCAAGGCUCGACUUGAAAUUGACCGACAAGUUCAAUUAGAGCUAGAGAGACUCCGAAAGAAGUUCGACAGGGAGGUCGACGAGCGUGUGGCACAUGUCUUGGUUAAGCAGAAAUACUCAACAGAAGCUCGAGCACUGAGGGAAAUCCAAAACCCCCCCGGGAGAGCCUUCGACAAAGAGAACCUGAAUCCUUCCUCGUCAGUCAACACUGCGGGGGAGGAAGAUUUCCCGUCAACCACAGAUAUAACCGACCUGUCGGAUCUUUCAAUCAACUCACCAACUACGUCGAAUACUAAACCAAUGCCAAAGAAGGCGAAAACACCUUUUGCUCGGUCCAAGACCACGUUCGACUCUCCUGUCGACAUUCAGAUGUCAGAACCAUCACCGAUGUCCAUCUCUUCUUUGGCACUCUCUCCGCGUCGAAAUGCUGCAGCGCAGGCAACCGCUAACCCGACGGUCACUGCCGUAGGUGCGAAAAACCUCUUUGCCGAAGCGGCACGCCAAAAGGCUCGUUGGGAGCCACAACUAGCUUAUUCGUCCGACGAAGAGAACAUUGAACCCCCAGAAGACUCGGACGAUGAUGGGUUCCCCGAAUUGGCGAGUCCCACGAGACUGAAAGGAAACAUUGCCAACACUGACCCGUUCAAGAACCCUGCACCACUGCCACUGAAGAACAGACCGGCGAUGUUGAGACAGAACACGACAGCCACUAUGCAGAAAUUGAUCGCGAAGCCGACUUUGUUCCCGUCCAGCAACACAGGAGCACAAGUCAGAGCUGGGAUCGCUUCGGCAAACAUCGCCAAUGCCAUUAAAGGUAUCCCACGGAAUACCACAGACGGCGAUUUGAGAUCCGCGGCAGUGAAGGCCACGAGCCCUAAUCGCCGUCUCAGCAAGAUCCCAAGCCGAAACGACCUCAGGGAGCAUGCCAUCGCUGAGGAAGGAAGCACUAGUCCACUCAGACGAGCAGCAACUACCGCUGGUCGGCUCCCUAGUAAGCUCGGAGGCGGCCGAGACGCUGUCACUGGCACUGGUAUUGGAGGCCGGACGCUCGUGGAGCUUGCUCAGGCUCGGGCUGGAGGCCACCUGAAUACAAAAGCGAAGACUAUGCCGGAACAGAGAAGUGAAAAAGAGCUACCUCCUGUUCCAGUUUGGGACCCAGAAAUCUUUGGGGAUGAGAUGCCGAGUCCUUUCCUGAAGAAAGAUGUCAAAUCCGUGCGGGUUAUGCGGUGAUUCUCCAAACCCUUGUGUCGAUUUUAUGCGCGGAGGAUGGAAUAACGACGAUCAUGCGACAACGUAAAGAGUCGAUCUGACAGGAUAUGAUCGGCCAUGGAUGCCAUUUGGAAAAUCAUUGUCUGGGGGUUUAGCUCUUCCGGUGUCUCCAGAGUCUCUGACCCGAAGACAAAAGGACAGCCCUACCCCCAAUUGUUGCUUCGAGGCGAUCGUUAGCAGGCCGUUGCUACUCGAGAUGGAGUGACGGGCACUAUGUACAGAUUUUGAGCUCUGUUUCUUUUGUUUACAACCGUUGAUGAGGAUCCAAUGAUGGUGUUGGAAAAGCGUGCGCAUGACUAUCACUCUGGAGACCACGAUGGCGCUUUGGCGUUUGAGGGAUCCUUAAACGGACGCCGCCAAGGGAUUGAUUUUUUGUGAUUGACGGGGGAGUUGGAUUGAUCAGAUGAAAGAAGCACGCUCUAGUUGUUCGUCUGCUUUGCACGACACUCGGAGUCUUGAUGAUUCAUCAGGGCAUUACUUGGACUAGAACAUGGCCUUGUAUGUAUGUAUGCGACCUUUCUAGAGUCCAAAGCAAUCUCUCUACAGUUGGACGCCCGUAUGAGAAUUAGAACCAGGCUCGUUUUGUAUAC
Messenger RNA from Cladophialophora immunda, 3092 nucleotides. RefSeq lists its product as uncharacterized. The transcript is spliced from 3 exons. NCBI's taxonomy places the organism in Eukaryota, Fungi, Ascomycota, Eurotiomycetes, Chaetothyriales, Herpotrichiellaceae. The coding region runs from base 190 to 2463 and encodes 757 amino acids. Gene Ontology annotation, biological process: protein phosphorylation; chromosome segregation. Gene Ontology annotation, cellular component: cytoplasm; nucleus; centrosome. Gene Ontology annotation, molecular function: protein kinase activity; ATP binding. The record is from RefSeq and is a predicted model, not a curated record.